GAGAGAAAGAGAGAGAGCGUUAGCUAUAGGAUAGGUAUAAGGAUAUUAUAACGUAGCUUUAGUUUAGUUUAAUUUAUGACCUGGCCACUUAGGCUGAUGUUGUCCAGGCGCGCCUCGGCGAGGCCGCCUAGAACAACGUUUCCCUGCCUGGGAAAAACCCUGGGUGGUGUUUAACUUUAAGGGGAGGUAGAGAAAGAAGCGUCGAAGGACAGAUUUUGUUGAGCAGUCGAAGGGUAAAGACGGCGCGAAUAAACGUAGAGCGGAUCGUUGAGCGGACUCUAUUCAUUUUAGUUUAGUUAAUAGUUAAGUCAGUAUUUUAUAAAUAUAGUAACUUAUAAUAAAUCCUACAAUAUAGUAAGAGUUGUUACGUGCCGACAUUUUCAAUUUUUAUUUUUUUUUAUUUCGUCGACAGGAAUGUGUUCGUCACCUCAUCAAACCUAGCCUUUGACGGUAGUUUAUUAAAUUCAUUUUUGAACAAAGAUACACAUUCCUUCCUUGAAAUCAACGUCGUUACGCCACUUUCACCCUGCUGGCAGCGCCGCGCCUUGUAAAAACCUUGUAAAUACGUUUAAUAUGUUUAAUAUUUUUAAUAUGUUUAGUAUUGUAAAUAUGUUAAGUGCGUUGCUUGUUACGAAUGAAAGGCGUUAAAUCAUGUAAUGUAACAGCGGCGUAUAUGUAUAUAUGUAUAAUUGUUGGAAAGAUAAGCAAAUCGAAUAUUACCAUCGCGUUCAAAUAUCACGGUUACAGAUAUCAUUGGAAGAAGGACAUGUAAAUAUCGCGCAUUUAGGUUAAACCUUUAUUUCGCUAUUUCUUCUUCAUGUACGCUCUGAACACCGAACCCGUAACUCGAAACAGCAGCGUGGUUCGUCUACGCGCACGUUGUCGCUAGGACGAAUCGAGCGGCUUGGUGGGCGCGAGUGUUUGGUAAACACCAAAUUCUCGCGUCUACCGAGUCGCGAAAUUUCGAAGACUUUUUCUAUGAACUGGCGACGAUCACGUGGUUCUAAAAUCCUUUGUCUCCAAAGCUUCUAGAACGUUCCACCGAGUUUACGUGGUCGAGCAAGGCACGAGCCUUCAUCACUUCUCGUACAGUCGCAUAGAGCGCGAGAGUAGACCGAGCGAACCAUUUAAGAGUUAGAGUGCGUUAAGCAGUAGUAUUUUAAUACGAAGUAAGCGGUAGGCAAAACUCGUGUCGUUCGUUAAACAGUUUUAUACUAAAUUCAUUUAUUUAAUUUUCACUUCUUCUCGUACAGUCGCGGUGAGCGCAAGAGUUAAAUUGGAGUCCGAUCUGGUCUGACCAUGUUCGGGUGCAGGCCCUCGCUCCGCUUCUGAAUGCCGGCCCACUUACUACUCUUUCAAAUUUGCUCCGAUUUGACAAUGAAAGCGUGAUUCAAAAAAUCUGAUUUUUUGGCGAUCUGUUAAUAAAGCAUUCGCGCGUUUCACGACGUAUAAACAGCGGAUUAUAAAAUUGUACACGAAAUCAUCGGAAGUUAAAAUAAGCGAACUGCUGAAUAGUAAAUGCCCAUAUUCAGGAAAACCAUCGUUUUUGCUUCAGCAUUUACGUAGCUUAAACGAGGGUGCUCUCAACGAAAAGACACUCGGUGAUAGCGUCGAAAGGUUCGAUCGAUGAAUUAGCGCAAAUGGUGGACAGGAUUGAAGAAUCACUUGCCGGGAGUCGCGGGAACGUGUCUACGGUGCAAGCCUAUGUUAACGUAAAGGAUGUUAGACCGCGCGCGUCAUUAUCACCCGAUGAUAAUGAUACUUAUGUUCGGUACUGUCCUGCGAGUCCCGGGCGAAUUUUUCAUUCCUCCGGUAGACUCGAAAGAUCCAAGAAUCUUUAUUGAUGAAUUUCGCGAAACGAUGUAUAAGGUGAAACCUGUUCCCGUUGAGCAUCACCACAAAUUGCAAACCUUUGUAUUUAAAGAUUUACCAACGAGUACGCACGUAUUUUGGCGUGUAAAAGCGAUAAAGAAACCUUUGCAGCGUCCUUAUUCGGGUCCGUAUAGAAUUAUAGAACGUAAAUCGGAGUAUGAUUAUGUAAUCGAGGUAAACAGAAAACCGAAAACCGUGCACAUCGAAAACUUGAAACCGGCGUACCUAGUUCAAGAGACUGAUAGCAAUAUGUUUGAAUGUGAUACACAAAGCAACGAGCCCGUGUCCCAACCAGUUCCUGGUCCGUCUAGAUUAAGGACUUAUUCAAAUAGAAAGAAAGUCAAUUCUCCGAAGACUGUAACGAUUAGUGAGCGGAAAAAUGUCAUUAGCUACUUGCAUUACGCGCAGGCAAGUAAAACAGGCUGACCGUCAAACCUACGUGGUCUGUGAUUUUAUGCCAAAUAUAAUGUAAAUAGCGUUGAGUAAGAAAUAGCAUGUAAGUUUAUAUUUGUCCCUAGAUACAUAUAUUAUUUUUCUCUUGUAAAGUCUCUAGUGUUUCCUAGUUCCUAAGUUUCGUUGACGCUAGGGGGGAGUGAUAUGGGGAUUGUACCUUUUCCCCUAGCGUAACAGCGCGCAGGAAGCACGUCGGCGAGAGCCGGACAGAAAAACGGUAGGAGAAUAGGAGCGCGGUCGAGCGACUUUCGUACCGGGUAAAAGCGUCUGUAACCUCGUGACAAUAAAUAACGUGUUACAACGUAAAAAGGUGUACACAUUAAUUCCCCGAUCGCUGACCAGACGGUGGGAUCUGGUCAGAGCGUUACUGUCUAGAAGAUAUAUUAUCCUCGGCAGAAAUCCAGCGCGUAUGCGCUCCCUCCAUAUUAUAAUAUCAAGUGCUGAAGACGGGUUACGUAUAGGAGAACUUGAUUCUUGUCGAAAAACGAAGUGAGAAAAGUGUAACACAGAAAGGAAGAGCAGUGCCGGAUAGUGGUGUGUGUGGGAGUGUGCCAAUACCAUAGAAGGGCAAACAGACGCGUUCUCCGGGGGAGAUGGUGAUGGGGAAGCCCGAAGGGAGGGGCACAACUAAGAAAAAUAUGGCGGCUCUGGGGGGAAAAAAAACCCCAGACUCGUUAACACGAGAGUGGAGGAAAUAAUAGGGAAAUUUGAUAAUAGCACACUGAAGAAACGGAAGGUGGCAGAUAGAUCGCCAGAUGUUACAGAAAGUGAAGAAGAAUGGUCGAAAAUACAGAGGAGGGAAAGAAGAAUAGAACAAAGGAACAAGACAUACGAGGAAGCGUUGCAUAAGCACGAGGUCAGAGUUAAAAAACCGAAAAAUAACGUAGUAAAAGAUAAAGUGGAAAAGAAAGUAAGUUUAGAAAAAAGAAUUACAGAAAAGGAGGAGCUUGAAAAACAAAGAAAUAUAAAUAUUAACAGUACUAAGGGAGAAAAAGGAUAUAAAGAUAUACAAGGUAAAUUUUUACCAACAAGUAGCCCAGGUAAGAAUUAUAACCUAACAGAACUUUAUAGAAUAAAUCAGGACGAGAGGGAAGUAAAUAACAAAGAAGAAGACUACCUUAGAUUUUGUGAAUGUUUCAUAGAUUAUAAAGAAGCAUCUAAAGUUAAAAAAGUGAAUUAUAUAAGAAUCUUUAGAAAUUUAAGCAUAUUUAGUCCGCGGAUAGAAGCUAUCAGAAUGACCACGUACAGAGGGGCAGAAAUUAAGUUUAAGAACCCCUAUCACGGUAGGACCCUAGUUAAGGAAAUGCAAAGGAAAAAUAAGGACAAAAUGGAAAUCCGAAUCCCAUUUAGAGCGGAAGAAAGAUGGGGAGUCACAAGAGAAUGGGAGUUCUCGCCAGCAGAACUACUCAAAGAGGCGGAAGAAGGCCAGGGAAUAAUUUCAGCAGAGAGACUGAAAAGACCUAUCAAAACAGAAAAAAGGACAGAUUAUAAGGAAACAGGUAUGAUACCAAUAAAAUUCGCAGGAGAUUCAUUGCCAACAAGAGUGAGCAUGUACGAGGGAGCCAUUAACCUAAAUAUUACCCCAUAUGUAAAAGCCGUCAAACAAUGUUUCAACUGCUUGCAAUAUGGGCACUAUAAACAAAACUAUAGGAAGGAUACAAAAAUGUGUUUUAUCUGUGGUGAUAACUAUCACGGAAACUGUAACAAAAAACCGCAAUGUGUGAACUGCGGAGGAAAACAUGGAGCCCUCAGUAGGACAUGUAUACAUUGGGCGUUGGAAUCCGCCACAAACAAAAUCAUGGUAACAACAACCUCAAACAAAAACCUUUGUCUGCUAGAAGCGCGGCAACUCGCAAAAAUGGAAUUAAGAAUUUUCGAUAAAUCUAGAAGAAAUGACUCAGAAAUAGAAAGUUUGAGAGUCGAUGAUCUCAAUUUUCCAAGAUUACAAAGUAAGAAAAAGAAUUCCUAUAGAGAAUAUGAGAGGUGGGAAAAUCUACCGUGCCCAAUAAAUAAAGGAAAAUGGAACAGAAGCCAGGAACCAAGGCAGUUCAACAUAGAAACCAGAAACAAAUACGAAAAAUUUAAUACAGAAGAGAAAUAUCAUCGAAAUAGACACGAAUCAUUCAUACCUCUGGCGCAAGCCAAGGACGAUGAACAGGACAAAGAAUAUGAAAACCUCCGAGCAAAACCCCUGCAAAAAGGAAGAAGGGCCAUCACAGAGGAUGACAUCAAUCUAUUAAUGGACUGGAUCCAUCAGGAGAAAAUGGAAGGCUUAGUCAUCGAUAAAAUAAACAGAAACCGGAGAAUAAAUCAUCCUAAAAGGAUAGACUUCCACGAUGAAGGAUACAAUAAAGAUAGACGAAAUAAUUACCCCCAAAGAAGGUACGGUACGAAAGGGAGAUUCGAAGACCCCCUGCCUAAGGAGAUAUUCAAAUCUACAUUAACAGAUGAGUUUAAUGAAGAUUUUAGCUUUAUAAAAUCAGCCAGGAACACAAAUCAAGGAGACAGAUAUAGAAAGACAUAUUCCAGAAAAAUAAACAACCAAACGACAAGCGAAGAACCACAGCCAAGCACCUCCAAAGAAUCCUUCCUGAUCCAUUUUGAAGAUUCGACAAAGGGUAAAGACGCCCAAAAAAAUAAAGAGACGGAAAUAGCUAAGGAAAACAGAGGACACAUGUCAGAAGAAAAAUGGGAGGGCCCUCAAGCUCCUCAAAAUACCAAAGAAGUAGCAGAACAACCCCAGAAAAAUAAUGAAGGAGAACAAAAAGAGAAGGAGAAUACCUACGAAGAAUUAGUGACGGAACUGCAAGACAUGGCAACGGACCAGGUAGUGGAAAUUACAACGAAGAACGAGGAAGACCAGGAAGAAUAAGUUACGAAAAGCGCAGAGACCAAAGACAUUUAUUUUAAAGAAGAUAAGCAGAUUGAGACAAGGAAAACAUGCACAAUCAUGUAAAAGUAGACUUUUGCAACGCUAGAAGUUUAAGUAAUAAGUAUCAUGAAUUAAAAGAGAUUAUUGAUGAAUUUGAUAUUUUCUGCAUUAAUGAAACAUGGAUGUACAAAUG
Hylaeus volcanicus is the source of this 5390-nucleotide messenger RNA. RefSeq lists its product as uncharacterized. The record is from RefSeq and is a predicted model, not a curated record. Lineage: Eukaryota; Metazoa; Arthropoda; Insecta; Hymenoptera; Colletidae. The transcript has 2 exons. The coding region runs from base 3560 to 5197 and encodes 545 amino acids.